This is a messenger RNA of Quercus robur (English oak), 1425 nucleotides long. RefSeq lists its product as uncharacterized. The transcript is spliced from 2 exons. The coding region runs from base 58 to 1236 and encodes 392 amino acids. Lineage: Eukaryota; Viridiplantae; Streptophyta; Magnoliopsida; Fagales; Fagaceae. The record is from RefSeq and is a predicted model, not a curated record.
AUAUAGCAUAUGGUGUACAAGUCAAAGAGCAGAAAAUAAUCUUUGGAAAAGAAAAAAAUGUAUGUGACAAGGCCUCUCUCUAUGUUCCAAAAGAAUCCUUCGGCACUCUCAUGGCCACCCCCUGAAGGUCCAAAUUCUGGCAUUUUGGUCAUCGAAGAUGAAGAAGCCGAGCAGCAGUAUACUUGUUUUGGAUUGUGUAAGAGUGAUGAGCUGAAGGACUUGCCUUUCCCUCAGAACAAGAACCUAAAGCUUCGCUAUUCAUCUGGCGUUGGCGAGAACCAACAUGUUUCUUAUUUUUACGCAAACUUAAUCCCUGUUCUUAAUCAGCCGUUGUCUUCCAAUCGGUACUAUGUCAUAAAGAGACGUGGAAGCCAUAAAGGGGAAGCGUAUCAAAAUUCUAAGGAGGACGAUAUGGGAAAUUGCUUUUGCUUCAAGUAUGUUAGUGAUGUAACACCAAAACCUUUGGAUCCCAAUGACAUACACCAGCAAUUUGAGAUUCAUCGGAUCGAAAAAGGAUGUCAAGGGGGUGGUUUUGUUGCCAAACCUAUAACACCGGAUGGGUUUCCUCCAAAGUUCCUUGGAAGAAAAGGGUGGGAAGUGCAUACCUCAACUCCUAGCAAUUUUCGAUUAGGUAAUGCACUAGGCCUAGAUAGUGCCCUCCGUGCUCGCCUUCCAGAAUUCAACUUCCCGCUAUCAUGUACGAGUUCUCAACUAGUGGUUGUGGGAAAGUGGUAUUCUCCUUUUAUGUUUAUUAAGGAAGGAACAUUGAAAGACCAAAUUAGUACAUCAAUGUAUUACGAGUUGACGCUUGAGCAAAAGUGGGAACAAAUAUUUGCAUGUGAAAAUAAUGGGAGCCAAGGCAAUGUUGUUGAUGUGGAUGUUGUUCUUCCAAGAGAAGUGGUUUCAGUUGCUGGGAGGGAAGUUGUGGAUGUAAAAGUGGUCAAUGGAAUAAUGUGGUUCAAGGGUUGUAGAAUAGAGGGACAAGAAAGAAGUGUAGGAUUGAGCUUGGAAGUUUUUGAGAGAAUGAAGUGGGAGCAGGAAAGGUUUGGAUGGGUUGGGGGGAGUGACAUACAAGUGAGUUUGAAAAGAGUAGACGAAUUUGGAGGGAUAGGUAGGUGGGGGAAAUUUGGUUGCUAUAUUUUGGCAGAGAGAUUUGUGCUAAAGCGAAUGGACGGAAGCCGGGUAUUAACUUAUGAAUUCAACCACAUUAACAAGAUUCAAAGCAAAUGGGAAUGAUUCUUCAUAUCUUAUUAAAUAUUGUGAAAUUCAUUUAAUUUUUGUGCGUGUGUGAUACUGAAUUUUUUUUUUGAGAGAGUUUCAACCUAUUACAUGUGAUACUGAAUUUUGUGUGUGUAUGAUACUGAAUUGUAUACCUAUUUUGCUUACUUCUCUUUCACAUUAUUUGAUUCAUUGUUUGUUGUUUAA